This is a messenger RNA of Ambispora gerdemannii, 2940 nucleotides long. NCBI's taxonomy places the organism in Eukaryota, Fungi, Glomeromycota, Glomeromycetes, Archaeosporales, Ambisporaceae. The record is from the annotation of a GenBank genome assembly.
AUGGAAACGGGAUACCCUCCAAACCGAGGGGCCACACUUAAUCGUGGCAAAACUCUCAGCAGGCCUGAACGUUAUCAGCCAGCUUCCCCAUUACUUACAACUAAAGAGAGUUCAUCUUGGGACCCAUGGGUAGUGUUCUCGCGUGUCAUUACUUUUUGGGCUCCAGGUUCCUUACUUUCUUCGUUGGGCGGUCUCCGCGAUAAAGGGUCACAACAAGCUUGGCGUGAAAAGAUUGCACUAUGUUUUAUUGCAGUCGUGAUGGGUGGAAUUGUUGCUUUCUUAACAGUUGGUUUCACAACAGUACUAUGUCCGCCAUCAGCAGCUAAUAACCCCACUAAAUUCAUAAGAUAUAAUUCCACUGACGAUAGAAACGGCCAAGAUAUCACAAACAGAUUCACACGGGAUACUACAGGAAUUGGCUCAUGUCGGGGAGGAGACAUUCAACAAUUUACUGCUGUAACACUGCAAUUAUGUCAAAACAAGACAAUAUGUAAUGCUGGACCGCUUCUGCAACAACAAUUCGAUAUGUACAAUAUUGUAAACACCACAAAACGAGUUGGUUAUGAUUGGAAACAACUAGCAAGUGACGCCCUUAAAAAUUAUUUGGUUAUCGAUGGUAAUGUGCUUAAUCUUGAUCCAUACCUCGCCGCCGUAACUCAGCCAUUGCCAAAUGACAAGGUUGAUGUCGUGAUCAGAACAGUUUUGGGUACUGAUCACAAAGAAGGUGGUAAAGAUGCAACAAGACUUUUCUUUGGACGUCAAGAAUUGAAAGCUUCUGUUAAUUGUCUGGUUCAAAAAUAUUUUGCCGGAAACAUUGAUAAGGAAACAAUUGGAUGUUUUACCUCGCAACUUUUCUUGUACGUUUCAUUGACGGUCAUUUUGAGUAUUGUCAUGGUUCGAUUCUUUAUGGCCUGUGUAUUCGACUGGUUUAUCUCUCAUCGUCUCGCCUUGGAACCAAAAAAAUCCACUAAAGCUGUAGUGUCACCACAAGUUGUUGUUGGAGGUGACGGCGGUGGUGCUCGCGCUGCUCCUUGGGCUCAUCGUAAUGAAUCUGGUGCUAUCGUAAAGACAGUUAGUAUGGAUGAGGUCGGCAAUGAUUUAUUCACUGUAUUAUUGGUAACUUGUUAUUCGGAAGGUGAAGAAGGUCUUCGGUGCACUUGUGAAUCAAUGGCAGCAACUGAAUAUCCAGAUGAUCGUAAAUUGAUUUUCUUAGUAUGUGAUGGUAUUAUUACUGGUCAUGGUAAUGAUAAGAGUACUCCCGAUAUUGCCGUCGAUCUUUUGGAAUUAUUACCCGAGUUCAAAGAUCCUCAACCUCAAUCAUAUGUCGCUGUCGCCGCCGGUUCAAAACAACAUAACAAGGCUAAAGUCUACGCUGGUUAUUUCCCAUAUCAAGGACGAAAAAUUCCAGUUGUCUGUGUCGUUAAAUGUGGAGCUGAAGAAGAACAAGGCAAAGGAAAACCCGGUAAUCGUGGUAAACGUGAUUCUCAAUUGAUUCUGAUGAACUUUUUCAGCCGUGUCACCUACAACGAUCGUAUGACCCCUCUGGAUUAUGAUCUAUUCCGUAAAAUUCAUCGUCUUAUGGGUGUAACUCCGGACUUCUUCGAAAUAUGUCUUAUGGUUGACGCUGAUACUAAAGUUUAUCCCGAUUCACUCCGACUAUUGAUCAACUGUAUGUGUAACGAUCCUCUGAUUAUGGGUCUCUGCGGUGAAACAAAAAUUGCAAACAAAAAAGAUUCAUUCACUACCGCUAUUCAAGUCUUCGAAUAUUAUAUUUCUCAUCAUUUGGGUAAAGGUUUCGAAUCAGUAUUUGGGGGUGUCACAUGUUUACCAGGUUGUUUCUGUAUGUAUCGAUUGAAAGCACGAAAAGGUGACGAUGACUGGGUACCAAUUAUCACUAAACCCGAAAUUGUACAAGAAUAUUCACAAAAUACCGUCGACACAUUACAUCAAAAGAAUUUAUUAUUGCUCGGUGAAGAUCGAUUCUUGACUACUCUCAUGUUACGUAACUUCCCACACCGUAAAAUGAUGUUCUGCCCACAAGCCGUCUGUAAAACCGUUGUUCCCGAUGAAUUCAAGGUCUUACUUUCACAACGUCGUCGAUGGAUUAAUUCUACAAUUCACAAUUUGAUGGAACUGGUUCUUGUCCGUAAUCUCUGUGGAACAUUCUGUUUCUCUAUGCAAUUCGUUAUUUUCAUGGAGUUGAUUGGUACUGUUGUAUUGCCGGUCGCCAUCAUGUUGACCUAUUCAUUGAUCAUCAACACGAUAUUAUCACCACCAAAAGAUUUCUCUGGUGCCAUUCCAUUACUUAUGUUGGGUAUGGUGCUCGGUCUACCCGCUAUUCUCAUUCUCAUCACCACACGCAAGAUCGUCUAUAUCGCAUGGAUGCUUAUUUAUUUGAUGGCUUUGCCCAUCUGGAAUUUCGUUCUUCCGACUUAUGCUUACUGGCAUUUCGAUGAUUUCUCCUGGGGUGAAACCAGAAAAGUCGAAGGUGAAGCAAAAGGUGACGAUCACGGUAAAAAAGAUGGUACCUUUGACGCAGCCAAAGUUCAAUUCAAACGCUGGGAAGACUGGGAACGUAGUCGUCUCCGAAAAGCAAAACGUGACGAACGCCAACGAGCAAACCAACAAAUGGCUCCAGCACAUCUCACACAUGCCGCUCUUUCCGGAGAAGAUGAUGCAAAUGCAGGACUGAUCUCCAGUAAUCAAGGAUACGACAACAAUUAUUACGCCGAAACUUCAUCAAUUAACUCUGCUGUUUCUCAAGAUAUCGGUCCACCACAACAAUACUAUGAUUAUUCAGCCGGUGGUGCCGCUCCUGGUGCUCCAAUACCGUCCGGGUACCCGCCACAAAAUCAAUAUCAAACUCGACCGCCACAGGAUCAAUAUGGUGGUCAAUACGGUGGUGGACAACAAGGUCAUUAUCAAGGAGGAAAUUAUUAA